Molecule: messenger RNA, 3206 nt
Organism: Acanthaster planci (crown-of-thorns starfish)
Lineage: Eukaryota; Metazoa; Echinodermata; Asteroidea; Valvatida; Acanthasteridae
Product: NACHT, LRR and PYD domains-containing protein 3-like
Source: RefSeq, a predicted model, not a curated record
CUACAGGUAGCUAUGUACAGAUGCUCCCAUGGGUCGAUGAUGACCAAAAGCACAUUAUGGAUAUCUAUACAAAGUUGCAAUUAGAAAAAGAUCAUGAAUGUGAUUUGAAGGGAAAAGUUGAAUCGUGCAGUGAUGUUUUCAAACUUAGGUCAAAAGAUGGUCAUCCAAUAAAUCGGGCGAUUUUUAAAGGAACACCGGGGAUAGGAAAAACGACUUUCUUUGACAAACUUGCGUACGAUUGGGCUAAAGGUGCUGCAGUCCUGAAACAGUUCCAACUCGUCUUUGUUUUGAAAAUGCGUUCCCUGAAACAGGAAUCGAAUCUGAUUGACGCACUUUUUGAUCAGUUAUUAGAUUCAACAGAAAUAAGUAAAGUAGACUUGGCGGCAUUCAUUGCAACCCGGGCAGACGAAGUGUUAUUUCUUUUGGAUGGCUUUGAUGAAUUCAUGAUGGAUAACCCAGAGGAGAAAAACUUCGGGUCGAUUCUAAAGACUCUCAAUCAAAAGGGGAAAUACAAAGAUUGCUGUGCAUUUGUAACAACCCGCCCCUCCCAUUAUGACAAACUGGUACAAAAAUGUUUAAUACAGAGGCCAUUUGCUCAUGUUAAUGUCAUGGGGUUUGGUGAUGAAGACAUAAAGACAUAUAUGGAGAGAUUUUAUCAUGAUGAUCUUUCUAAAGCCAAAGGCCUCAUUGAAAGGAUUAGAUCUUCUACUGUUCUCUUGGAUUUAGCCAAAAGUCCAAUGCUGCUAUUAUUAAUGUGUCUUCUAUGGAAAGAAAACUCUAGCCUCCCUGAAACUAUGUCACGGCUUUACAACGAAUCAGUAGAAUACAUAUUCAAGCGCAAAACGAGCAUAUCAACAGAACAGAUACCAAGCCUUGUUACAGCACUCGGAAAAAUUGCUUUUGAUGGUCUGCUUUCAUUGAAUCAAAAACUCUCUUUUGGGGAAGGAGAUUUUAAUCAAGAUGUGCUUGAUCAGGCAUUAGCAGCCGGUAUUCUCACCAGCGAACGAGUCCUCAAAGGUCUUCAUACUUGUAAAAAUGUUUACUUUAUCCACAAGACAUUUCAGGAGUUUUGUGCUGGUAAAUACUACCAAAGUCUAGGCGCUGGAGAAGCUGCCCUGAAAUUUGAAACGUUUCUUCGUGGAGUCCCCUUUCCACCGAGUUUUGAGUACUUAUUGCGCUUUUGCUGUGGCGACAAUCACGGGCAAAAUGCUUCAUCAAUUUUACGUAUUUUAUCAGAUAAAGUUCGUUGUCGGGGAAGGCUGGAUAUCGACAAAACCUUAUGUUUGGCCCUUAACUGCUUCUUAGAGAGUCAGUGUGACGAACUUCCACCCGAACAAUUCAUUGAAUGUGUUUUAUCAAACGACUUAAGUCUUCAAAAUAUCAGCAGUGAUGUCUUGAAAUCAAUCGUGUAUUUUCUAGACUGUGUUACUGACCAAGCAAAGGGUGGAGGGAACACUUGCCUUCAUAGGGUACUUGACUUGGAUGUAUCAGGUUGUCACCUGAAGGAAUACGGUGAAACGUUUGCACGUUACGUCAAAGAAAUGCAACGUCUUUCCAUAAUCUCUUUCAGUCUAAGCACAGUUAGUGAGACACAGAUUCAAACAUGUCUUAAUAACAAAAUGCAGUUGACACAGUUAACAAUUGAGCGUAAAACUGAUGAACGUGAUUUCACGAUCAGUGUUACAGAUCGCCGUCAGUACAACUUUAGAAGGGAACGCAAGGUUAGACCGUCCCAUCUUGCUAAAUUGAAUUUGUCUGGCAACAGGACCCUCGGCUCUAGUAGUCCAUGGUCUCACUUGGCGAAAAUGCAGCACAUCCAGGCGGCAUGCUUUAUGGGCUGCAAUCUGACGAGGGAAGAAAUUCCACACAUUGCCGAUGCACUUAGUAGUAUGCAAAAACUUGCUGACUUGGAUCUGUCUAACAAUCCAACCCUCAGUGGCUCAGGUGGGGCAUGGUUACAGUUGGCAAAAAUUAAACAAGUCAAGAAAGUGGCGUUCAGGGACUGUGAUCUGAAAGGGGAUGACAUUGUCAACAUUUCUGACGCACUGAGUAAAAUGCCAGUUAUCAAAUUAGAUUUGGGCUAUAAUCCAACCCUAGGUGACUCGGGUGCUGCAUUAUCUCACUUAGGGAAAGUUGAACAUAUAGAAAAAAUAGACUUUGUGAAGUGCAACCUGAAAGGGGAUGACGUUCCUCAUAUUGCUGACGCACUGAGUAAUAUGCCCAAACUUGUUGAAUUGGGUCUGACGGGCAAUGACACCCUCGGUGGCUCAGGUAGUGCAUGGUCUCAUUUUGCGAAAAUUAAACCCAUCCAGAAAAUAGACUGGAGGAGCUGCAGAUUGACGGGGGAUGACAUUCCGCAUAUUGCCGACGCACUGAGUAAUAUGACAAAUCUUGUUGAGUUGAACCUGCUUUGGAACCCAACCCUUGGUGGCUCUGGUGGGGCAUGGUCUCACUUAGCAAAAAUCAAACAGAUUCAGAAAGUAAACUUGAUGAGCUGCAACUUGACCGGGGAUGACGUCCCCUAUAUUGCCGAGGCACUGGGUACUAUGCCGAAGCUUGUUGAAUUAGAUGUGUCAUCAAAUGUGGAGCUUGGAGGCUCAGGUGAGGCAUUGUCUACCAUGGCGAAACUAAAACAUAUCCAGAAAAUACGCUUGAGAGACUGCAACGUUACACGGGAUGACAUGAAGUAUAUUGCCAAUGCUAUGAGUAGAGAGUCAGCACUUGUACGAAUAGAUUUGUCACCGUGUUUGAUCUUUGGUGGCUCAGGUGAGGCAUGGUCUAGCUUGGUGAAAGACAAAGACACAGGGAGAUGCAUAAAAAUAAUUUUGCAGAACAGCACCUUGAUUGGGAAUGACCAUGAGCAUGUGACUGAAACAUUGAGUAGUACAAGCAACCAUGCUGAGUUGGAUCUGACCGGUAAUUACACCCUUGUUGGUUCAGUUGACUCAUAUUUUUUCUUGACAAAGUCGACAAAUCUUUAAAAGGUUUCCUUGAGAGGAAGCCUUCUGUCGGAUUACGACAGGUUACGAAUGGUUAAGAGUCAAAUGACCCACUGGCUGAAGUGGAGCAUUGAUUUUAGCAAUCGUGGCUUCAUAGUAUGUUACGUAAUCGUGAAUUUCGUUCAGUCAUAGGAUGCUUGAAGGUUAAAUAUGCCGCACCAGUUUCAUCGGUGUUAAACUAAACAAGAUCACUUUUGUUUGUGUGUU